AUGCAGGACUCAAUGACAGAAGCGGUGCUGCCGCCAGUGGGACAAGUGCAACAGGCUCAGGCUACAGCACAACCUGAUGCCAAUGGCAAUGCACACCAGGCAGGUGGCAUUAGUGCAGACGAAAUUGCCCUGUACGAUCGCCAAAUCAGAUUAUGGGGAAUGCAGGCGCAGGAAAAGAUCCGUUCCGCCAACGUCCUCCUGGUCACUGUCAAGGCGUUGGCCAACGAGAUCGCCAAGAAUCUGGUUCUUGCUGGCAUCAACUCUCUGACCAUUGUCGAUCACGAGGUCGUUACCGCCGUCGACUUUGGAGCUCAGUUCCUGCUAUCCGAGGAUGAGGGCCACCUGGGGAUGAAUCGCGCUGAGGCGGCCAGCAUCAACCUGCGCAAGUUGAACCCUCGCGUCAACGUUAUUGUCGAUAAGGAGGACAUCCGGACAAGAGGCCCCAAUUACUUCCAGAACUUCAGCGUCGUCAUCGCCACUGACCUGGAUCCUGAUGCCUUCAACAUCAUAAACCUGGCCACCCGCAUCGUGAACAAACCCUUCUACGCCGCGGGCUCGCACGGCUUCUACGGCUAUAUCUUUGCCGACCUGAUCGAGCACGUCUUUGUCAUACAGCGCGACGAGGGCAACGUCGCCACCAAGUUGCAGCCCGAGUCUAGGACGCGGGACAUCAUCGAUGUCCAGGUGAAGAAGGAGGGCGGCAAGUCCAUCGAGCGCGUCACCAAGCGUGAGCGCUACUCCACUUGGACGUUGUCCGACGUGGCGCCGCUCCCCGAGGAGUACCGCAAGUCACCCCGCCGCCUACGUGCCGUUACGCCCGUCCUUUCGUGCCUUCGGGCGCUUUUCGAAUUCCAGCAGGAGAAGGGCCGCCUACCCGCUCUCAACCGCCGCGAAGACCUCGAACGCUUCACGACGCUUGCCACCGAACGGCAUCACAAGCUGGGACUGCCCGUCUCGACGCUCAAGUCCGAAGUGCUCCGCAGCUUCCUUCAGAACAUUGGCAGCGAGCUGGCCCCCGUGACUGCAAUUAUCGGCGGCCAGUUGGCCCAAGACGUCAUCAACGUGCUCGGCGCGUCGCAGGCUCCCAUCCAAAACACUCUCAUCUUUGACGGAAACACCAUGGAGGCCAAUAUGUACCCUCUCCAUCCAGAAGAUGACCAGCUCGGCAGCGGCCAGCUGGUCUUCUCAUCCCCGGCGGGUGUGCAGUUUGCUGUGGAUAGCAGCAACGCCCUGGCUGCUGGUGUGGUGCCGGAUCCGUCGUUGAUGAUCCCUCCGGUGAAUAUGGCCGGCCCGGACAUGACUGUGCCUGGACCGGACAUGACCCUCGGACAGUAA
Pyricularia pennisetigena is the source of this 1335-nucleotide messenger RNA. RefSeq lists its product as uncharacterized. Gene Ontology annotation, molecular function: SUMO activating enzyme activity. Lineage: Eukaryota; Fungi; Ascomycota; Sordariomycetes; Magnaporthales; Pyriculariaceae. The record is from RefSeq and is a predicted model, not a curated record. Gene Ontology annotation, biological process: protein sumoylation. The transcript is spliced from 2 exons. The coding region runs from base 1 to 1335 and encodes 444 amino acids. Gene Ontology annotation, cellular component: cytoplasm; SUMO activating enzyme complex.